This is a messenger RNA of Bombina bombina (fire-bellied toad), 1361 nucleotides long. RefSeq names its product cytochrome P450 2A4-like. Gene Ontology annotation, biological process: xenobiotic metabolic process. Gene Ontology annotation, molecular function: oxidoreductase activity, acting on paired donors, with incorporation or reduction of molecular oxygen, reduced flavin or flavoprotein as one donor, and incorporation of one atom of oxygen; heme binding; iron ion binding. The transcript is spliced from 8 exons. Gene Ontology annotation, cellular component: cytoplasm; intracellular membrane-bounded organelle. Bases 36 to 1361 code for a protein of 441 amino acids. Lineage: Eukaryota; Metazoa; Chordata; Amphibia; Anura; Bombinatoridae. The record is from RefSeq and is a predicted model, not a curated record.
GCAGCAAACACUAAAACAGAGACUGCAUCAAAGCUAUGAUGGAUCUGUCCACAGAGAUAACCCUACUCCUGGCCUUCUGUACGUCCUUUAUUAUUCUCAUCUUGGGUUUCAAAACAGUUUGGAAGAGCAGCAAUCUCCCACCUGGACCCACCCCUCUCCCUGUUUUGGGGAACAUCCUGCAAUUAAGAAGAGGGGAGCUGGUGGAAUCCCUGCUGGAGCUCAGCAAAAAAUAUGGCGAGGUCUACACGAUAUACCUGGGCUCUCGAGCAACAGUGGUGUUCACUGGAUACAAGACGGUCAAAGAGAUCCUUGUGGAUAGAGGGGAGGAGUUUUUGGGUCGAGGAGAAAUUUCUUCUUUUGACACACACUAUAGAAAUUAUGGUUUGGCAUUUACUAAUGAUAUGAAUCGGUGGAGAGAGCUCAGACGUUUUUCUGUAACAGCUUUGAGAGACCUUGGUAUGGGGAAAAGAAGUUUUGAGGAUAAGAUUCAAGAGGAAUUAAUGUUCUUGGUUGAAGCACUGAAAAACACUAAAGAGUCCAUAAUUAACCCUCACCAACAUGUAAACCGGGGAACAGGCAACAUCAUCGCCUUAAUUAUGUUUGGCCAUCGUUAUGACUAUGAGGAUGAAGAUCUUAAUACUUUUUUAACCUCCAUACAGGAAUGUUUUAAGCUUGCAAGCGCAGCAUGGGGUCAGGCCUAUGAAAUGUUCCCAAGGAUCAUGAGGUUUCUUCCUGGAGGCCAUCAGAAAAUGCUUUCACUUAUGGGGAGCCUUCUAAAGUUUGUAGAGAAGAAAGUUUUGAUGAACAAGAACAGUCUUGAUGCCAAUAAUCUAAGGGAUUAUGUUGACAUUUUUCUGAUCAAAAUGGAGCAGGAGAAAAAUGAUCCAAAAACUGAAUACCACAUGACCAACUUGGUGUGCAGUACCCUACAGCUCUACUUUGCUGGGGUUGAAACCAUCACAGACACACUGAUUUACUCUUUCUUAAUCCUAAUGAAAUACCCAGACAUUUUAGAUAAAGUCCAUAAGGAGAUUGACAAAGUAAUUGGUCAGAAUCGCCAACCAAAAUUACAGGACAGAAACCAGAUGCCGUACACUGAGGCUGUGAUCCAUGAAAUCCAGAGAUAUAUUGACUUGCUUCCAAUGAGUGUCCCAAGGAAAACAACACAAGAGGUCAAAUUUAGAGGAUAUAUUAUACCUAAGGAUACCAAUGUGCUUGCAAUGCUAGGUUCAGUGCUCAAAGAUCCGUCCUGCUUCCCGUACCCAAAAGAAUUUAAUCCGCAAAACUUCCUGAGUGAAAAUGGGGAGUUUAAGAAGAAUGAUGCUUUUAUUCCUCUAUCUGCAGGUAGGUACCUUCUCUAG